AUGAACUUAAUGGAAAAAUACCCCCAGGGGUGCCCGAGAGGGGGGGAGGAUGAGCACCCCGGUCGGACGGACACAACGGCAACAGACCCAAGCAAUGGACAAACGACUAUGAGCAUGCAGUGUACAUGCGGUAAAGUCUGCAAGAACAUCCACGGCCUAAAGAUCCACCGAGCGAGGAUGAAGUGCCUGUUGGGAGAAGAAGCAACACAUCGCACAGGUGUGCAACCUGGUGAGACGCAGGAGGAGCCAGGCCCGGAGUCACCCCAUAGUGCCCGGAACCUCCAAGUGUUGGAAACUAAUCCCUUGGGCAUCAAAUCUGACAGGAGGCGGAUCAAAUGGCCAGCAGCUAGCAUGACGUCAUUGUGGAAGCAGUUCGAUGACGAUGUCGACCAAAUUCUGGAGGCAACGGUAAAGGGAGAGGCUGACGGGAAGCUCCAAGCUAUGACAACAAUCAUUGUCAGUAUCGCUGCUGAACGAUUCGGCGAGGAGGAGAAGAAAAGCUCCGGAACAACGUACUCAAAGAAUCAAAGAGCUGUGAGGAUCCACAACAUCAGGCAGGAGAUGAAAGCACUGAAGUCCCAAUACAAGAAGGCCGGAGAUAAGGAACGUAUUGGCCUGGCCCAGCUAAUGUGCAUCCUGCGGAAUAAGAUCAGGGUUCUUCGCCGGGCUGAGUGGCAUCGGAGGCGACGCCGUGAGAGGGCACGCAAGCGUGCUGCCUUUAUCUCCAACCCCUUCAAGUUCACUAAGGAUUUGUUGGGGCAGAAGCGCAGUGGUAAACUUGCCUCCUCGCAGGAAGACAUAGACCAACAUCUGAAGCAGACGUACAGCGACCCCGCAAGAGAGCAGGAGUUGGGAGAGUGUAACAUCCUCAUAGACCCCCCUGAACCGGAGGUGCAGUUUGACAUGUCAGAACUGCAGCUAAAGGAAGUCAGGGAGGUUGUCCGCAGAGCAAGGGCACGCUCUGCUUCAGGACCAAGUGGCACUUCAUACAAAGUGUAUAAGAACUGUCCCAAAAUCCUGCUGCGUCUGUGGAAAAUCCUGCGAAUCUUCUGGAGAAGAGGGAGGAUCCCAGAACAAUGGAGAGUAGCUGAAGGGGUGUGGAUCCCGAAGGAGGAAAACUCCACCCAGCUAGACCAGUUCCGCAUCAUCUCCCUGCUGUGCGUCGAGGCAAAGAUAUUCUUCAGCACUGUUUCCAAACGGCUGUGUACCUACCUGGGUCAGAACACCUACAUCGACACAUCUGUCCAGAAGGGAGGCAUUUCAAGAAUGCCAGGCUGUCUGGAGCAUACCGGUGUAGUGACACAGCUCAUUCGAGAGGCAAGAGAGAACAAGGGCGACCUGUCAGUGCUUUGGCUUGACCUGGCAAAUGCAUUCGGCUCCAUUCCACACAAGCUGGUUCAGCUCACAUUAACAAAACAUCAUGUCCCCAGCAGAUGUAGAGACCUCAUUGCUGAUUACUACACCAAUUUCAGGAUGAGGGUCUCCUCGGGAGCAAUAACAUCUCGUUGGCACAAGGUGGAGAUCGUCAAGAGCUUGGGCAAGGUUUUUGACAGCUCUCUGAGAGAUACCACAUCUAUCCAGUCGACCUGCACUGAGUUGGAUGGCUGGCUGAAAUCCGUGGACAAGUCAGGCCUACCUGGAAAGUUCAAAGCCUGGGUCUACCAACAUGGCAUUCUUCCCAGGAUCCUGUGGCCCCUCCUUGUCUAUGCAGUCCCCAUCUCAACAGUGGAGACCUUAGAGAGGAGGGUCAGUAGCCACCUCCGGAGAUGGCUGGGAUUACCAAAGAGCCUGAGCAGCCUCGCACUCUACGGGAACACCAACAAACUGCAACUGCCCUUCAAAUCCUUGGAGGAAGAGUUCAAGGUAGCAAGAGCCAGAGAAGUGGUUCAGCUCAGGGACUCACGAGAUCCGAAGGUGGCUAAAGCAGGGAUCCAAGUGAGGACUGGUAGGAAGUGGAGGGCUGAGGAUGCAGUUCAAGAGGCAGAGGCAAGGCUGCGUCAAAGAAGCCUGGUGGGAGUGGUCACUCGAGGCAGAGCUGGGCUAGGCUCCUUUCCAAUUCCCCAAUUGAAAACCAGCGGGAAGGAAGGGCGCUGCCUUGUUCAGGAGGAGGUGAGAGCUGCAGUGGAGGAAAUUAGAACUUGCAAGGCAGUGGGAUUGAAGCAACAGGGUGCUUGGACAAGAUGGGAGAAUGCGGUUGAGAGGAAAGUGACCUGGGCCGAGCUGUGGAAAGCCGAGCCCCACCGCAUUAAAUUCCUCAUCCAGGCAGUGUACGAUGUGCUUCCAAGCCCAUCUAACCUGCACACAUGGGGCAUAGCAGAGACACCAGCAUGCCCAUUGUGUUCCAAGCGAGGAACCCUGGAACACAUCCUCAGCUGCUGCACCAGGGCACUUGGAGAUGGUCGGUACCGCUGGAGGCAUGACCAAGUCCUUAAGGCCAUUGCUGAAACCAUCAGCGCAGGACUUGUGUGGGCGAAGCAGUUCCGACCCUCCAAGAAAAUCAUCGCCUUUGUCAGAGCUGGGGAGCAGCCAACCCCUGCCAGAAAAACUUCUGCGGGCAUUCUAACCUCUGCAAGAGACUGGCAGCUGUUGGUGGACCUUGAACAUCAGCUGAAGUUCCCCAGCCACAUUGCAGUCACCACCCUGCGACCAGACAUUGUCCUCGUGUCUGAGUCCACCAAGCAGGUAGUGCUGCUGGAGCUGACCGUCCCAUGGGAAGACCGCCUGGAAGAAGCCUUUGAGAGGAAGCUCUCCAAGUACGCGGGACUGGUCAGUGACUGUCAGCAGGCUGGCUGGAGAGUGAGGUGCCUCCCAGUUGAGGUUGGAUGCAUGGGUUUUGCAGCCCGCUCCUUGUACAGAGCCUUCAGCACUUUGGGCAUCGAGGGAGAGAGAAGGAGGAGAGCCAUCCGCAGUACCACCGAUGCGGCAGAGAGGGCCUCAAGAUGGCUGUGGCUCAAAAGGGGAGAGCCAUGGAGUCAUGGUAGCUAGCUAGCCAUCUGGACACAAGCUGGGGUCUGAUCAGCCCCUGCUGGGUCACCUGGAGGAGGGUGUAUGAUGUUGAAAGACCCGAAACACCCGAUGAUUCCAGGCACAUCACUGAAGAUGUGUCCAGAGGCAUCAGUAGAUGUAUGUACACA
This is a messenger RNA of Nerophis ophidion (straightnose pipefish), 3134 nucleotides long. RefSeq lists its product as uncharacterized. The record is from RefSeq and is a predicted model, not a curated record. Bases 1 to 2985 code for a protein of 994 amino acids. The transcript is spliced from 2 exons. Lineage: Eukaryota; Metazoa; Chordata; Actinopteri; Syngnathiformes; Syngnathidae.